GGAGGGAGAGAGAGAGGGGGGAGGACGGAUGCAGAAUGGCGACCGUGCAGUGCCCGAGAUGCACGGUAGAAAGGAAAGGGUUUCGGCGGGAACUUGAUUCAUGGCGACACAAACUGAUACACUGCGUCGGGUUCGAGAGCAUCCUGGAUGGAAUCUAUGGCCCGAUGCUGAUGAGAGACCUCAAUGUAUUUGAUGAUUGUGAACCUGAAGAGGUGGACGACUGGUCCCCUGAAACCAGCUGCUCUCAGUGUUCAUUCUGCAAACUUCCCCUGGAUAAACCCUCUGAUCAAGUCCCUGCAGCCACUCCUCCCCUCUCCUCCCCCUCCGAUCACUCCCCCUGUCAGGCUCCAAGCAUCUCUGAGAGCCACCAAUCAGCUCACAGGUUUCUCCAGGCUGUGUUCAACAAGAAAGAUGUGCCCCUGGGCUGUGUCUCCAACAUCCCUCUGGUCGCCCAGGAGCUGAUGAUAAAGAUGGUUCAUCAGUUUGCCAUGGAUUAUGCAUCCAAGUGUCUGAUCCGCACCAGUACAAAUGGUGUUAGAUCAAGGACCUCCUCCCCUUCGUCAGAAACAUCAGACGCCCCUCUGGACCUUACAGUUUGCCGAACCCAGGAGGAGAAAGAGUGUGAACCUGAACUAGAUGGCGUGCUCGACCUCUCCAGGAACUCUGCCUGCUCAGCAACUUCUUCAUCAUCAUCCCCAUCCUCAUCAUCAUCAUCGUCUAAUGACAAAGCCUCUGGCUCCCUGCUGCCAUCAUUUAAAGAAGUGGGAGAUCGGGGACAGAACGGGAAUAAGUGUCGUCAGAGCUCUGCAGUGGAAGCUGUUCUCAGCACACUUUGUCCAGCACACCGUUCCUUACUCUACCAGAUCCUUAAGCUGGCACACCAGGACAAAUUGCAGUCUUCACUUGAUCGGACGCCUGCAGGUCAAACCGAAUCCUACUCCUGUCACUGUGGUGUCAACACACCUGAUAAUGUAUCCCCUCAUGCAGUCACACUUUGUGAAUGUAAAGCACCUAACGGCAGCCUGCACUACCCUUUAAUGGAUUGUGAGCCUCAAGAUCACAGCAGCACAUUGAGCCAUUCAGGAGACCCCCAGUCCAAUUGUAGCAUCAAUCUCGACCCUUUAAAAGACUGUAAAAAUGACGGUUCUCUGGGUUCAGGCGACUGCUGUGUGCAGAGGUGCAGGAUGGAAACCUACACUGUUCUGUGCCCCAAGAGACUGCACUGCAUUUCCUGCCAGAGCCUGACUGCAGGUCAUAUCAGCAACAUGUUGUCUUCAUUUAUACCCUCGCCUACAUUAUCCAAAUCUCCUUCACUGUGCACUCCUUCCUCUACUUUAUGCCCUUCCUCAUCGAUCUGCUGUAACCAACACACUCCUUUACCAUGUCACUGUUAUUCAAACCCGACCUGUCCAAUACAGUUAAGCAGCACAAUAGAAAAAGGGGUAAUCGACGGGGAUCCCCCUUGUCCGGUCCUAAAGAGAGAGCGGAGCCCCUCUCCUCCCCCUCUUUCCCCUAUCCCCUCAGACAUCAGUAAGAAAAUCGAUGAAAAGCCACCCUCCCUCCUUCACCAUAGACAAGAGGACGAAACUGACAUAACAGUUAAAAAUGAUUUUGUGAAUGGAAGCCACCUCAAAGCAGAUGUGAGUACAGAUACAGAGGAGGAGCUACAGAGUAGGACCCCAAGAAGUAGUCAGGCUGAGCAGAACCCAAGUGGGACUUUACUGCAGGAUGUUGUGAAUCGCUUCAGUGAGAAACUGGAGACAAUCGAACCUCUAGAGAAAGACCCACCUCCAGUUUCUUUAGCCGUUAAUGUUUCUGAGAAGGAGCAGCUGCAGUCUCCAUCGACAAGUCAAAACCUGCAGUUUCAUGCUGAUGCCCAUCUGACGGAAAUUAUCACCAAAGUGCUUCACAGAGGCAACGGUUGUGACUACAAUCUCACUGAGCUGUUCAAUCGACAUGACAGCAAAGAGCCCAAGUCCCCUAACACCCGUGCCAGACGUCGCCAGGAAGUCCUUACUGCUAUAGCAACACCUGCUGAUGACACCACAGCCAGAAGGCAUACAUUGCAAAUUAAACGUGAGUUUGCCAGGCUUGACCAGUCCUGCAAUAGGAGAAAAGGUUCACCAGCCAAAAAGCCAAAACUGAAUGAUGGAAAGGUUGGUGUAACUAGAUCGUACACUUCUUCUGACUUAAAGCUUGUUAAAGGGGAGACUAAAAGAGAAACGGAAGGAAGUGAGGAACCUGUAGAAAAUCCUAAAGUUGGAGAGCCACCACUGAACAUGCUGUCUACAGAUAAUGACAUGAAGGAAGUAAAAAAGGAAAUACAGACAGCUGUAGUCACAGAAGACCUUAACGUCCUUAAACAAGAGAAGAAAGAAUGGGAAUUAUUAUGUGAGACAAAUCCUCUUACUCCCCCAGGCACUCAGAUACCCACCCCUGAGCUGCAGAUUAAGGUUGGCAAACAAGGUUUUAAGGAUGAUCAUGAACAAAAGCUAGCAGAGAUAACGACUGGGACUGAAACCUCAGCAAAAGCGUGUGUCGGGGCUUGUGAGGAAGGUGGUGAGGUUAGCAGUUCUGGAGCUGAUGAAAACCAAGAAGCUCCAUCGGGACAAAGCUCUGACGGUGACAAUAGACCAGGUAUGGGUAAAGAUGUCAAUAGCUGUAUUAGAGAGAGGAAAAAACCAAACCACUCCAAGGAGGUUAGAAGAACUAGAAGAAACAUCGUCCCUCCACAGCGCUUUUCCUCCUACGUCACUGAGCCCAGGAAGAUGUUCUUUGUUGCAUGUUUCUCUGAAAGCAUCUUGAAUCAGAAACUACAGAAGGACAAUGAUUUGACAACUCAAGCUUUGGAGGCCUUCUCCACAGAACCAGUAGCUAAUGAGACCCAGCUUGAAUUAGGCAAUGACACCCCUCUGUCCUCAUCUGAACACACAGGGAAGCUUACCUUUGAAUCAACACAUAAAGAGCAAUGUGGGCCCUCUUACACAGAGUCAGAAACUAUGGCUGCCAAAGAGAAGAGUCCAACAAAAUGCAGUUUGGAUAUCAGGACAGAUGACGACUGUGCUGCCAAGCAUACAAGACUACGAUCAUCUCCAAAAAGACAACAGGCUUUAAAUACUGUUUCUGGAAUGCCCCAAAAGUCAUUAAAUGUCACCAUAAACUCCGCCCCCUGUGGUGAUAACCCUCCCAACUCCAGUGUUGAGUACACUAGUCCAAUUAAGCUCAUGUUUGUAUCAGCUGUACAGGGUAUGGAAGGAGUAAGAUAUAGUCUCAAAUCAGCAAGCACUGGUGCCAGUUCACAAGCAGACAAAUCAUUUGACCCAUGUGUAGUGUCUUCAUGGUCAGGGACACCUGAUAAACAAAAAAGGAGGAGCCCUGAAUCUCCCUCAUUAAAGGUCAAAUCUAGUUCCUCACCAGAUACAUCUUCUUGUUCACCAACCAAGUCAACUUCUUCACCAGUCAAGUCUGCCUCCUCAACUCCAAAAUCUGCUUCUCCGCAAAGCAAGUCUAUGUCACCAUCCAAGUCUGCAUCUUCACCCAAUCCAGUACCCUCAUCACCUAAAAUAGAUUCCAGAAGAUCCAGUGAAGGUACUCCAACUAAGCGUGUAGCUGGAACUGAGAGCCAUAGAUCACCACCCAAGUCGGCAUCUUCUUCAAGCAAGUCAGCUUCUUCACCCAAGUCAGCUUCCUCAUCGCCUAGGAUAGGUUCCAGAAGGUCAGGUGACAGUACUCCAACUAAGCGUGUUGCUGGAACUGAGAGCCAGAGAUCACCAUGUGACUCUUUGUCUUUUCAUGAAUCCACUCCUCAAAAAAGGCGUCCGGGCCGGCCAAAGAAGCUGGGACCCCAGCUGGAGCAGAAAGUGAAGAGACCAAUUGGUCGACCACGCAAGCAGAAGGCCGUGGAUUCAGCAAUCGGGACAGAAACAGAAGGCGGAAAAGUUGUAAUAGCUAAUGACGCUGAAGAAAAUGUAAACAAGAACCUCAAAAUAACAGUUUUGUAUGGCCGCUCAAGAAGAAACAAACGGACGGUGUCUGAGGGCUUUGACCAGCUCCAAACAGAAUUCCAUGAUGCCUGUCAGGCAGUUGGCCUCAAAAGUGACUUGGGCAUUUUAAUGCACAGUUCUAAGAGCAGCUCAGGUAAUGUUGAAACUGCCUCAACAAAGUUGUCGGAGCAGUUCAGUUUUGUCAGUCCUCUGAAAGAGUCAGCUCCUCUAUCUAGCCGGAACAUCACAUGUAAGAAGCGGGAGGAUUCUGGGCCCUCUCGGAAACCAGGCAGACCUGCAAAAGUGAAAAUCUCUGGAAUCUCUGUUACAGUAACUACAGUGUCUCCACGGCAACGCAAAAUUCAAAUGAACAGGGAGACUCGGGAAUCUCCGCAGGCUCCAAUUCAUAAGCGAGUCCUUCUGCCAGAAUUAAGAGCUUCCAAAGAACUUAGGACAAUCAGCUGUCAGUCAACAACCAGUAGCAGUCAAGCGGAGAAAGGGAUAGAAGCACAGAAUCAAGGUGAAGACAGACAGCCAAGUCAGACAGUAGCAGUGCGUCACUCCGUGAGAGUGAGAAAGCCCUCGAUCCACUUGAUGCAUGCUGUUGCCACCGCCUCCUCUAGGUCAUACAGCCACAGUAACGCUCUGCUGCGACGCUCUAAACAACUUUUGCUAAACAAGGCGAGCAAUGAAAGGAAAAAGGAGGAGCAACAGGGCAGUGUUGAACCUUCAGGGGGAAGAAGACAGCUCUUUGGACAAGACAAUAGGAAGAAGAUGUCUCAGGACCUGAGCAGUGUGGCACGGGUGUCAGUCGACUCGAUCUUUGCCCCACAAGAGACUCUAAGAUGGUGGGCAGCGUCAGCUGAGGAAGACACAAUGAGCCAGGAACUUGCCAGCCGAAUACGACUCAUCUCUGACACCUGGGUCUCAGACACUGUGGAGAACAAAGAAAAAGAAAUUAACCUUAAUUCUAAAUCAGGCACCAAAGGCAACAAUUCAUUUAGCAGGAAGUCAAAACAUUCUUCUGUGGUUCGAACACUGUUUGAUUGUUCUCCUAACACACCAAGUUCCUGCAGUAUGCAACAGCUCUGCUCCUGGUUUAUGCAGACUACAGAGACGCAGUCUCUGUCUAUUGUCAAGAAGGAAAGCCCCCGUAAUCCCUCUGAAUUUAGGCCGUUUCCUCGUUCUGCCAAUAACAAAAUAGUUUGCCCCAGUCCUCAAGCAGAGCGACUCCGCAAACACAUCAAGAAAUUUGCCAAAACUGUGCCAAAAAGCCCUUUACAACAUCAACAGGCUCAAAGAAGGUUGAGGAAGAGGAACAACGCAGCUCUGUCAACACAUAAUAUUAGGCGGCAACUUUUCACUCCCAGAUUUGCAAAAGGCAGGUUUAAUAAAGGAGUCCAGUGGUGGCGAAACAGAGCAUUUAGAAACUACCAGGCCACUGUACUUAAUGCAAGGACAAAGUUCCUAACCCGGAGAGAAAGGGAGAGGUGGCAAAAGAGGCAGAAUAAGAAAAGCAUAAAAGUAGUUACAAGUUGUUCAAAUGGACAUGCAGUAGAUGGACUACAACAAAAAAGAAAAGCAUCAGACAAAGCAGUAAAGGAUCAGUUGUAUGACUGUUUUGGGAACAGCUCUGCCAGCAGUUCUGUUGACCAAACUCAGGAGCCUGUGGAUGCACCCAAAGAGCAGAACCUCUGCUCGAAACCCUGGAGUCCUGAGACACUGAAGGAAUGUCGGGUGUUUCUGAGGAAGAUUAACUCUCCGGACGGUGAAUCAUUGGAGGAAGAGUGGGACUCCUGUACUGUGACACUGGAUGAUGGGUCACCCUCUGCAUACGUAUUUGCAGGAAGGGAGAGAAAAUUAGUAGGAGUUGUUAAAGCUGUGAAAACUGAAAGAAUAAGCAUGAAGAGGAGGACUGCCUCCGGGGAGCCUGAAGGUUCUGUUCAUAAAUCAGUCCAGGAGCAGGAGGAGAUGCCCGGGAGGAGGCAGAACCUCAAAGGUCCAGGGGUUGUGUCUACUGAACCACCACAACCACCACCAGCGAAAAUGUUGAGACAAUCGCGAGUGAGGGGCCUGACCGGGCCACGAUGGUGCGACUUUGUGUUCGAGAACUAAUGAAGCCACAGACCUCCUCCUUCCUGGGAAAGGGACUUUAACAUGGUGCCUUCUGACAUUGAGCUGACCACGAGGACUGACCAUCCCACUAUGGUUCAGUCUUACACUCAGCAGUUAUGUAGCAGUCUAACUUAACAAAAGCUCGAUGUUGCACUAUUUUUAUCCAUGGAUAUGUAUGUACAGAAUGUUUGAUACUGUGUUUUUUUUUUUUUUAUCAUCAACUUGCCUUUGUCUUUCUGAACGUGUUUAUCUCAAAUCGUUUAAAUGGGACUGCAUACAGCUGAUGCGGUCCCUGACCCCCCCCCCCCGAACAACCCUCCUUAUUGAGGCCACUGACGCCGAAUAUGAAUUUGUCGUUUAUUAAGUACCUGAAGUUAUUGUUAUUGUACUACUCUUAGAUAUUCCCCCAAAUUAAUCUUCAUAGUUUUGAAAUUCAAACUUUUUAAUUUAAUUACUUUUUGUACGUUGGGAAAACAUGCAUUGAAACUUGAUGAUAAUUUACUAUCCUUGUUUGAUACCAUCACACUUGUCAUAUUUUAAAGCAGGUGCCAAAAAACAUGCUUUGAAUGAAGGAAUUAUUUUACCCCUUUCACAAUAUGUGUAUGGACCCUACCUAUAAAAUCCUGGGUCAAACUAAUUGGCCAGAAAUCAGCCAAAUAUUUAUACAUACACGUUCAGAACAACUUCAUUUUCAGUCCCACUAAACCAUAAACUCCGAACCCAUGGGUGCACGUGAAGUUAUGAAGACACUGUCAUUAUGCAGUUGUGAAAAGUAGAUUCUGGUUCAGUUGUCGGUCGGUGGGACGUGACUCGUUUGAACUCGUUUGUCAUUAUCUGAUAUAGUCAGAUCUACUUCUUGCACUAUUCCAAUCUGAGAUUAUUAAUCCCGCUACAGACUCCUCCCCCAUGUUUUGCACAUCCCGUGUCCUACUACCAACCCCUACUGUAAAACUAGAGAACCUAUUUGGUGCAAUACAAACCCAGAGGAUUUAUCAGUAUGUAGUAAUUAUUUUAUUGCUGACAGACGAAUGGAUGUAAACAAGAACCAAUGGCCUGGGAUGUUACUUCAGUUGUUUCCAUAGCCAUGUAAUGUGAUUUUAGAGGAUAUUGCUAUACAAGACUAGUUCCCCCCCUCCCCCCUACCCCACCUGCUUAACUCUACUCCAUGAAGCUGAAAAAUAACAGAUCCUUAAUUGUUAUAGUAGCAUUACAUUUCUUUAUCAUACGCAUAAUAGCAUUAAUUACUGUUUAAAUGCAGGUGGGACACGUGUUGCUGUUCCCUAGAGUUCCUUUUGUGUUUUUCUUCAAGCUGGAGCAAGAGACACCUACCUCCACUGGAGCUCCGCCCACCAUCAACCUUGUGAUGGACAAGAGAUUUGAUUGGUUAACACUAAUCUUGGAUCGAUACGCUUGAUCCGAGAUGUCCGGCUGUAGGUCAAACCGUAGUGUGUAUUGUGUGCCUGACUACCCUCGUGUGUGUGCUACUAUGGUUGCCAUUUCAACAGGAUGGAGGUGGUGUGGCCCAGUGUUGUGUUAAGUAAACCUCUGUUGAAGAACCUGGUGCUAAACAAUUGUUGUAUAUUUUCUUUAUGGUGUUUUUUUAUACUGUCCUUUACAGAUGCACUAAGGCGUCUGUCAUUGGAACAAUAAAGAGUCUUUUGAAAUAA
Pleuronectes platessa (European plaice) is the source of this 7765-nucleotide messenger RNA. RefSeq names its product ligand dependent nuclear receptor corepressor-like (gene lcorl). The record is from RefSeq and is a predicted model, not a curated record. Gene Ontology annotation, cellular component: nucleus. The coding region runs from base 36 to 6098 and encodes 2020 amino acids. Gene Ontology annotation, molecular function: DNA binding. Lineage: Eukaryota; Metazoa; Chordata; Actinopteri; Pleuronectiformes; Pleuronectidae. The transcript is spliced from 8 exons. Gene Ontology annotation, biological process: regulation of transcription by RNA polymerase II.